AUGGGUAUUAAGCAGCUCUUUCAGAUCAUCAAGGAGGAAGCUCCAGAUGCGAUCAAGGAGGGUGAGAUCAAGAAUCAGUUUGGCCGAAAGGUCGCCAUCGAUGCCUCGAUGAGCAUCUACAGUUUCCUCAUCGCCGUACGAUCCGAUGGUCAGCAGCUCAUGAACGACAGCGGCGAAACGACGUCGCAUCUGAUGGGCAUGUUCUACCGCACUCUCCGCAUGGUCGACAACGGCAUUAAGCCUCUAUACGUCUUCGAUGGUGCGCCCCCUAAGCUCAAGUCUGGCGAGCUGGCGAAGCGUUUCCAGCGUAAGCAAGAAGCCACUGAGGGCCUCGAGGAAGCCAAGGAGACGGGCACAGCCGAGGAUAUUGAGAAGUUCUCCCGACGAACUGUUCGUGUCACCCGAGAGCACAACGCCGAGUGCCAACGCCUGCUGAAGCUCAUGGGUAUCCCUUACAUCAUCGCGCCCACCGAGGCUGAGGCCCAAUGUGCUGUGUUGGCGCAGGCUGGCAAGGUGUAUGCGGCGGCCAGUGAGGAUAUGGAUACUCUAUGCUUCAACUCUCCAAUUCUGUUGCGCCACCUCACAUUCAGUGAGCAGCGAAAGGAGCCUAUCCAAGAAAUUCAUCUCGAGAAGGUUCUUGAGGGACUUGGUAUGGAGCGCAAGCAGUUUGUGGAUCUCUGUAUCCUUCUCGGCUGCGAUUAUCUCGAUCCUAUCCCCAAGGUCGGCCCUACCACUGCCCUCAAGCUGAUCCGUGAUCACGGUUCAUUGGAGAAGAUUGUCGAGGCGAUGGAGAAGGACCCCAAGAAGAAGUAUGUGCUUCCCGAAGACUGGCCCUACAAGGAUGCGCGGGAUCUGUUCUUCGAGCCCGAUGUGAGAAAGGCCGACGACCCCGAAUGCGACGUCAAGUGGGAGAAGCCAGACAUGGAGGGUCUGGUGCAAUUCCUCGUUACGGAGAAGGGCUUCUCGGAGGAUCGUGUCCGCAGCGGAGGCGCGCGUCUGGAGAAGAACCUCAAGAGCUCACAACAAGCUCGUCUAGAGGGCUUCUUCAAGCCGGUUCCCAAGACGGAUGCGCAAAAGGCAGCGCACAAGCGGAAGCUGGAAGAGAAGAACGAGGAAAAGAAGAAGAAACUCAAGCAAGAGAAGAAGGACAAGGCGGCGGCCAAGUCGAAGCCCCGCGGAGCCGCAUAA
Messenger RNA from Fusarium vanettenii 77-13-4, 1188 nucleotides. RefSeq lists its product as uncharacterized. NCBI's taxonomy places the organism in Eukaryota, Fungi, Ascomycota, Sordariomycetes, Hypocreales, Nectriaceae. Gene Ontology annotation, cellular component: cytoplasm; nucleus. Gene Ontology annotation, molecular function: 5'-flap endonuclease activity; DNA binding; 5'-3' exonuclease activity. The transcript has 3 exons. The record is from RefSeq and is a predicted model, not a curated record. The coding region runs from base 1 to 1188 and encodes 395 amino acids.